This is a messenger RNA of Trichoderma harzianum CBS 226.95, 1021 nucleotides long. RefSeq lists its product as hypothetical. The transcript has a single exon. Bases 197 to 781 code for a protein of 194 amino acids. The record is from RefSeq and is a predicted model, not a curated record. NCBI's taxonomy places the organism in Eukaryota, Fungi, Ascomycota, Sordariomycetes, Hypocreales, Hypocreaceae.
GCAAGUUCUCUGAUAUUACCCUGACUCUGCACCGAGUACACGUACACGGAGACAUGCAGCUCUGGCAGACUACUCGUACAAGUACGGGUAUUCGUAUGGCUGGCACGCACAAAUAAGGCAUACGGCAAGGACUUGCAUCCCUCAUCGGGUAAAAAGUCUCACACGAUAUGCAGACAGACCCGGAUGAAGAGGCGCCAUGGCCAAAGGUUGUCCAGGGGGGUCCGAGAUAGUCCCGCACAACAUCAGCUCGCACCUAUCAAAAAACUACGUAACCCUUCCUCCGGCCAAUUGGGUCCUAGGCGGACCAGUGGCGCUGUGGCGUCUGGUCCAGCGAAAUUGGGGCCCCGACUGGAGGGUCUGGAGGGUCUGGAGGGUCUGGAGGGUCUGGAGGGUCUGCAAGGCCAAAAUCUCUUCCCCAAGGCUAGCACCACCACUUGGGGCACUUGGGGGAAUGGAACUCACCAACAAGCUUCUUUCAAACAAGUCCUCGUACUGCUACCGCCACGAGUGCGAGUUCAUAUUGGACAUGGGUCCCGUAGCGUCCCCAUCGAAGCCUCUCCAUUUAUAUCCAAGUGCGAAGACAUCCUUUGUACCAAGUGCUCGCACACGGACGCUACCAACGCCUUCAAGCGGAGGAUACACUCUCGGUCCGGUUUUUUUCCCCAAGCUAUCGUCUGUCCCAGUCCGCAGCUGGCCUAGGCAUACAUCGUAUGCUCUCUUUGAAUUUAAUUUUCAUUUCAAAACCUCCUUGGAAGCAACUGGCUUGCAUUCGAGAACCUGAAAGAUCCUUUGACUCAGGAGCUUGUCCCGGCCAGCACACCUAGGGCCACCACCCUUGUCGACCAUCAACACCCGUCGCUUCUCCUCCUCUCAGCUCCUCCCCCAGCUCGAGUCAACAAGCGAGAAAGCACUUCUUCCGGUUCCCUGUCGACUGAGCAAAUCACUUCUCGCAUCCUUCUACCUACGUCUGCGUACAUCUCCUGUUUUUUGUUGACCCCGCGGGGAACCAGACACCACAUUC